Molecule: messenger RNA, 8799 nt
Organism: Ornithorhynchus anatinus (platypus)
Lineage: Eukaryota; Metazoa; Chordata; Mammalia; Monotremata; Ornithorhynchidae
Gene: SON
Product: SON DNA and RNA binding protein
Exons: 12
Coding region: 52-7743 (2563 amino acids)
Biological process (GO): regulation of cell cycle; regulation of mRNA splicing, via spliceosome
Molecular function (GO): protein binding; RNA binding
Source: RefSeq, a predicted model, not a curated record
GGAGCCUGGAGGACCGCCGAGGGGGAGUUGGGCGGACGGCGAGCGGCCGCCAUGGCCACCAACAUCGAGCAGAUCUUCAGGUCCUUCGUCGUCAGUAAAUUCCGGGAGAUCCAGCAGGAGCUGUCCAGUGGAAGAGUUGAAGGCCAGCUGAAUGGUGAAACAAGCCCACCUGUGGAAGGAAAUCCUUCAGGUGAUGAAGCUGCUUGCGCCAGGAACCUACCAAAUGAGGAAAUCGUGCAGAAGAUAGAAGAAGUACUGACUGGGGUCCUUGAUACGGAGCUACGAUGUAAACCAGAUGUAAAAGAGGCCUCGAGAAAAAGUAGAUGCGUCUCUGUGCAGACAGACCCUACAGAUGAGAUUCCAACCAAAAAGGCAAAGAAACAUAAAAAGCACAAAAAUAAAAAGAAGAAAAAGAAGAAAGAGAAAGAGAAAAAGUAUAAAAGACAGCCAGAAGACUCUAAGCCGACAUUGGAAGCCCAUCAUGCCGAGGAGCCCGGGUUAGAGUCCGAUUCUUAUCUGAAGUUUGAUUCUGAGUCCCCGGUGAUGGCACCGGCUCAUUCCGGCAGGGCCCUUGGGCUCCCCGAGCCCCCCGUGGAGCCAACGAAGCCCCUGUUGAUGACGUUGGGGCUGAGCGAGCCCCCUCCCGUGCCUCUCGAAGCUCCCGAAGUAGCAAUGGAGGUGUCAGAGCCACCCCUGAAGGAAGGCACGAGGUCCUCGGCGACGACAACGGAGCCGCCGGAGCCACCCGUCCCGGAAACGGCAGAGUUCCCUUCGGCGGAGCGGUCGGAGCCCCCGCCUGCGGAACUCCCCGCGGCCACGACGCCGAGGUCGGCGGAGCCCCAGGGGACUCUGGCCCCGGAGCGGUACGCGAGCCCUGUGCCGAAGCCUCCGGAGCUGACGCCGGAAGAAAGGAUGACCGAAGGGCCGGCGCCUCCGGCGUCGGAGCCGCCCAGGUCCUGGGAGACGGUGCUAGAGACCCCAUCGGAGGCGUUGCCCGGGCCGUCGGUGGGAACGCCGGAGCGGCUGCCAGAGGUCGUAGCGCUUGAGUUUCCGGAACCAGCUAGGGCAGUACACCCCGCGGCGGAGACACCUCAGGAGUGGGCGGGAACACCGGCUCUUUGGGGCCCGGAGGUGCCGGGGCCGGCCGCGACGACGGCGCUGGAGUCUCCGGGGCCGCCCGCGAUGGCAGCGCCGGGGCCGCCCGCGGUCGCAGCGCUGGAGUGGGCGGGCCCGCCGGCGCCGGCAGCGCUGGAGUGGGCGGGGCCGCCCGCGACCAAAGCGCUGGAGUUGGCAGGGUUUCCCGCGACCCAAGCGCUGGAGUUGGCAGGGUUUCCCGCGACGCGAGCGCCGGGGUCGCCGGAGCCGCCCGCGCCGAGGGAGCCGGGGUCGCCGGAGCCGCCCGCGACGACGGAGACGGGGUCGCCGGAGCCGCCCGCGACGACGGAGACGGGGUCGCCGGAGCCGCCCGUGACGACGGAGGUGGGGUCGCCGGCGACGCCGGGGCCGCCCGCGACGAUGGCGCUGGGGUCGCCGGCGCUGGGGUCGCCGGGGCCGCCCGCGACGCCGGCCCUGGAGUGGUCACAGGAUGCGCCUGUGCUUCCCAUGGCCGUGGAGAUGUCCCAGGAGGCCCCGGAGCCACCUGCAACCGUGCUGGAGUCGGCCCAGGAGUCGCCAGGGCUGCCCUCGGCGACGACGGCCGGGUUGGAGUUGCCGGGGCAGCCCUGGGCGCCGGUGGGCGGGUCGGAGUCGCCGGGGCAGUUCUCGGCGCCGGCGGCCUGGCAGCCCUCGGCGGCGGCCGGGCCGGAGUCGCCGGGGCGGCCCUCGAUGAUGAUGCCCGGGUCGGAGUCGCCGGGGUGGCCCCCGGCGACGACGGCCGGGCCGGAGUUGCCCGGGCCGCCCGCGGCGACGACGGGGUUGGAGGCGGCGGGGCAGCCCGAGGCGCCGACGGGGUCGGAGCCGACGGGGCCGCCCGCGGUGACCACCACGGAGCCGGAGCCGCCGGGGCCGCCCGCGGUGACCACGACGGCGCUGGAGUCGCCGGGGCUGCCUGCGGCAACGACAGCCGCAGCGGUGCUGGAGUUGCCGGGGCAGCCCGCGGCGACGACGUCGGAGCCGACCGCAAUGACCCUGUCAGAGUCCCCGGAGGUGCCCGCGACGACGGCGCUGGAGUCGUACAGUACGGUAGCACAGGCGCUGCCGGCCACGUUAGUUGGGGAGACGUCUACUUCAGUAGCGGUGGAUUCCAUGAUGGCCACAGAGUCCCAUAUGUUAGUGUCCAAUACCAUGGAGUCCCAUAUGUUAGCGUCCAGCUCCCUGGACUCCCAUAUGUUAGCGUCCAGCACCAUGGACUCCCAGAUGUUAGCGUCCAGCACCAUGGACUCCCAGAUGUUAGCGUCCAGCACCAUGGACUCCCAGAUGCUAGCGUCCAGCACCAUGGACUCCCAGAUGUUAGCGUCCAGCACCAUGGACUCCCAGAUGCUGGUGUCGGGCGCCAUGAGCUCCCAUAUGUUAGCCACUAGCACCAUGAGCUCCCAGAUGCUGGCCACCAGCUCCAUGGACAGCCAGAUGUUAGCCACCAGCUCCAUGGACAGCCAGAUGUUGGCCACCAGCUCCAUGGACAGCCAGAUGUUGGCCACCAGCUCCAUGGACAGCCAGAUGUUAGCCACCAGCUCCAUGGACAGCCAGAUGUUAGCGUCCAGCUCCAUGGACUCCCAGAUGUUAGCCUCUAGCUCCAUGGACGCCCAGAUGUUAGCCUCGGGCACCAUGGACCCCCAGAUGUUGGCGUCGGGCACCAUGGACGCCCACAUGUUGGCGUCCGGCACCAUGGACGCCCACAUGUUGGCGUCGGGGACCAUGGACUCCCAGAUGCUGGCGUCCAGCACCCCGGAGUCCUCCAUGCUAGGUUCCGGCCGGUUGGCCCAGGACCCCUACAGGUUAGCCCAGGAUCCUUACAGGCUAGCCCAGGAUCCCUACAGGCUGGCUCAAGACGCGUACAGGUUAGGCCACGACCCCUACCGGGUAGGGCACGACCCCUAUAGACUAGCCCCCGACCCCUACAGGAUGUCCGCCAGGCCCUACAGGCUGUCCUCUAGACCCUACAGGAUGGUCCCUCGGCCCUACAGGUUAGCCCCCAGACCCCUUUUGUCGGCGUACAGGCGCUCCAUGAUGAUGUCUUACGCCGCCGACCGCUCGAUGAUGUCCCCCUACGAGCGCUCGAUGAUGUCCGCUUACGAGCGCUCCAUGAUGUCCCCCAUGGCGGAGCGCUCCAUGAUGUCGGCCUACGAGCGCUCCAUGAUGUCCGCCUACGAACGCUCCAUGAUGUCGCCCAUGGCCGAGCGCUCCAUGAUGUCGGCCUACGAGCGCUCCGUGAUGUCGGCCUACGAGCGCUCCAUGAUGAGCCCGAUGAGCGCCGACCGCUCCAUGGCGUCCUAUGCCGCCGACCGCUCCAUGAUGUCGUCCUACGCCACCGCCGACCGCUCCAUGAUGUCGUCCUACGCCACCGCCGACCGCUCCAUGAUGUCCUACGCCACCGCCGACCGCUCCAUGAUGUCGUCCUACGCCGAGUCUUACGCCGAUUCUUACAUGGUCCCUCCGCUGCCGCCCGAGGAGCCGCCCACGAUGCCGCCGCUGCCGCCCGAGGAGCCCCCGAUGACUCCGCCGCUGCCCCCCGAAGAGCCGCCCGAAGGGGCGGCGGCCUCCGCCGAGGGGCCGGCCCUGACUUCCGAGAUGCAGGCUGAGCCGGCGGAGGAGCCGGCGGCGGCCGAGACGGCGGCCUUGCCCGGGGAGGAGCCGGCGGCGACGGAGGGGCGGGCCUCGGCCGCGGAAGGCCCGCCCGAGAUGUCCACGUUCCCCCCCGGGGGCCCCCUGACCGAGAUGCUGGUGCUGGCCACCGAGGGGUCGGCGUACCCGACGUCCACCGAGGGCCCCGCGCUGCCGGCGGAGAUGCCGCCGCUGCCCCCCGAGGGGCCCGUGCCGAUCGAGAUGCCCCCUCUGCCCGGCGAGGGGGCUCUGCCGCCGACCGAGCCGCCCCCUCUACCCCCGGAGGCUCCCGCGCCGCUGACCGAGCUGCCGCCCCUGCCCGCGGAAGUGCCGCCGUCCACCGAGAUGCCGCCGUUGCCCGCCGAGGGGCCCGCGCCGCCGCCCGAGAUGCCGCCGUUGCCCGCGGAGGGGCCCGAGAUGCCGCCUCUGCCCGCGGAGGCGCCCGCCCCGCCGUCGGAGAUGCCGCCGAUGCCCGGCGAGGGGCCGCCCUUGCCCCCCGAGGGACCCGCGCUGCCGACUGAGAUGCCGUCCUGGCCCACGGCGGGGCCCGCCUUGCCGAGCGAGGGGCCGCCCUUACCCCCGAAAGAACCGACGUGGCAAGAGCUGACCGCCCCUCCCGAGCCUCCCCCGGUGCCGGCCGAAUAUUGCGAAUACCCUCCGCCGCCUCCCCAGCCUUCGGGAGUAGCGCCCGAGUCGCCGGCGCCGUCGUCGGGACCCGCUGACGCGGUCGGAGAGCCGCAGUCUCCGACGACGUCCGGGUCGCUAGAAUGCGACGGAGCCCCGCCCCCACCCCCGCCGCCGCCGCCGCCGCCGGAAAGUACAGUCCAGCUGCCCGAGACCUCUAGCGGGUCGCCGGAACUCUCUCUAAUCUCCAGACCCGCCGUACUGGAGGUCGAGCCUCCUGUGAGCGCACCCGAGCCCGCCACGGCCCCAGCGCCUCUCGUGGCGUCGGAACCGGGGGAGGGCCCCGGACCCGCUUUCCGGGCCCCGGAGCCCUCCGUGGGGCCCGCAGGCCCCGCGGCCUCGUCGGAGACCCCGCUGAGCGGAAUGGAUUUCACCUCCCCUGGAACGUGUGAUUUCGCAGCGGAGACCAGCCGGUCGUCCGUCAGGGAGGAGCUCCCCCUCCCUGCCCUGCCCCGCGAAGAGCUCUACGCCAGCGAGAGCCAACCCGAGAGCCUGGCCCGAGCGGGCGUCCCCCUCGCCGCCCAAGAGACCGACCAGGGCGCUAUAUCCACCACCUGCCCCGAGACCGUUAGCGAGGCUUACGCCGAGCCGUCGUUUCCCGUCGGCGAGGCGGGGAAGCGCGGGGAGUCGUCGGCCAUCUCCUCCAGUAUCGUCGGCGAAGCGGACGGAGCGGGGCCGGCGGUGACCGCCGGCCCCGGUUCGGAGAAGACGGGCGAGGCGGGGACGCCGCUCGUCCCAGAGACUGAACCGGCCCCGGUCAGCGAGGCCGGUCCCGAGGAGCCUCUGCCGUCUCAGGAGAUCGAGAGCGACAUGGUCAUCUCCACCAGCCCGGCCGGCGGGAGCGAAAUCGACAUCGAGAUCCCUCUGCCCCCGAAAGACGUUGGCGCGGAGGCGCCGCCGGCCGAGGGCCAGCCGGCCGAGGCCGCCGCCGCGGGGCCUCCGUCGGCGAGAGAGCCGGACGGCGGCCCGGCGGUGGCGUCCAGCUCCAGCGACGGCUGCGGGGCCGAGCCGCCGGCCCCGCCCCCCGCCCCAGCCGGCGAGCAGGACUCGGUAUUCGGGAUCAGCACCAGCACCAGCGAUUUUAACGAAGUCGAGCUCAUGAGGCCGCUCCUCCCUAAAGACAUGGAACGAGCCGCGGCGUUGGCCGCCAGCGUCGGCUUUCUGGGCGCCGACGUCGCCGGCCCCCUGCCCCCCGGGCUCAUGGGCCCCAGCCUCCCCGGGCGAGCCGACGAGUCCUCUUCGUCCGACGAGAAGGACGACUACGAGAUCUUCGUGAAGGUGAAGGACACGCACGAGAAGAGCAAGCGCCAUAAGAGCCGGGAUAAGGGCGAGAAAGAGUCCAAGAAGUCCAAGAAGAGCCGGUCGCGGUCCCAUUCCAAGUCCAAAAAGCGGAAGAGGACGUCCCGGUCCGACUCGGCUUCCCGAGAGGCGACCUCGAAGAGAGGCAGGUCUAGGAGCAGAAAUCACUCGAAUUCCAGAAAGAAGCAUUCCACGGCAGACAACAAGUCUCGCUCGAGGUCCGUCGACCGGAAGGAGAGUCUCGAUUCCUCCCUGAGGUCUCGAAGUAAGCGCUCCAAGUCUUCCGAGCACAAGUCGCGCCGGCGGACCAGCGAGUCCCGCUCCCGGGCCCGGAAGAAAUCCUCCAAGUCCAAGUCGCCUCAUCGGUCCCAGUCGCGCUCCAGGUCGCGGUCCCGGCGCCGGCGGCGGAGCAGCCGGUCGCGGUCCAAGUCGCGGGGCCGGCGGUCCUCGUCGAAAGAGAAACGGAAGCGCUCCCCCAAGGGCCGCUCCAAGUCGAGGGAGCGCAAGCGGAAGCGCUCCAGCUCCAAAGAGAACCGCAAGGCCGGCCGGGCCCGCAGCCGCACCCCCAGCCGCCGCAGCCGCACCCACAGCCCGGCCCGGCGGAGGCGGUCCAGGUCGGCGGGGAGGAGGCGGAGCCCCAGCGCGUCCCCGGCCCGCCGCAGCCGCAGCCGCAGCCCGGCCCGCCGUAGCCGCAGCCCCGCCCGCCGCAGGAGGUCCCGGUCGGCCGCGAGGAGGAGGAGCUUUAGCAUCUCCCCCGUCCGGCUAAGGCGCUCACGGACCCCCCUGAGGAGGCGCUUCAGCAGAUCCCCUCUCCGCCGAAAACGGUCCCGGUCGUCCGAGAGGGGCAGAUCACCACCUAAACGGCUGACCGAUUUAGAUAAGGCCCAGCUUCUGGAAAUAGCCAAAGCUAACGCAGCAGCAAUGUGCGCUAAGGCUGGUGUGCCCUUGCCACCGAGCUUGAAACCUGCUGCCCCGCCACCAACAGUGGAAGAGAAAGUGGCCAAAAAGUCAGGAGGCGCGACAAUAGAAGAGCUCACGGAGAAAUGCAAGCAGAUCGCUCAAAGUAAAGAAGACGACGACGAGAUCGUGAACAAGCCUCACGUUUCGGACGAGGAGGAGGAGGAACGUCCUUUCUACCAUCACCCCUUUAAACUCAAUGAACCCAAGCCCAUUUUCUUCAACUUAAACAUCGCUGCCGCCAAGCCAACCCCACCCAAGAACCAGGUAACAUUGACAAAAGAAUUUCCCGUAUCGUCUGGCUCUCAACAUCGGAAGAAGGAAGCCGACAGCGUGUACGGCGAGUGGGUUCCGGUGGAGAAAAACGGGGAGGAGAACAAAGACGACGAUAACGUCUUCAGCAGCAAUUUGCCUACUGAGCCUGUGGACAUAUCUACUGCAAUGAGUGAGCGGGCCCUUGCUCAGAAAAGGCUUACCGAAAACGCAUUUGACCUUGAGGCCAUGAGCAUGCUAAAUCGUGCACAGGAGCGGAUUGAUGCCUGGGCUCAGUUAAACUCCAUCCCGGGCCAGUUCACGGGAAGUACCGGCGUGCAGGUUCUUACCCAGGAGCAGCUGGCGAACACCGGCGCCCAGGCCUGGAUCAAAAAGGAUCAGUUCCUAAGAGCAGCCCCCGUGACCGGAGGGAUGGGAGCCGUGCUGAUGAGGAAGAUGGGUUGGCGCGAAGGAGAGGGACUGGGAAAAAACAAAGAAGGGAACAAGGAGCCGAUCCUGGUCGACUUCAAGACGGAUCGUAAAGGUCUCGUAGCGGUCGGGGAGAGAGCGCAGAAGAGGUCCGGGAACUUUUCCGCUGCGAUGAAGGAUCUGUCAGGUAAACAUCCCGUAUCCGCACUGAUGGAGAUCUGUAAUAAAAGGAGAUGGCAGCCGCCUGAAUUCCUCUUGGUGCACGACAGUGGCCCCGAUCACCGCAAACAUUUCCUCUUUAGGGUAUUGAGAAAUGGAAGCCCUUACCAGCCCAAUUGUAUGUUUUUCUUGAAUAGGUAUUGAUAAAUGGAAGCGCUUACCAGCCCAGCUUUGCCAGCCCUAAUAAGAAGCAUGCUAAAGCCACAGCAGCUACUGUGGUUCUUCAAGCAAUGGGCCUUGUACCAAAGGACCUCAUGGCUAAUGCCACUUGCUUCAGGAGUGCCUCACGUAGAUAGAGAUUGAGGUUUUAUAUUAAUCAUUUCAGAUCAUUUUACUCUCUGCGUCCCAAAAUAGUUCCUCUCGACUGUUGUAAAUAAUUUGGCAACUUAGACAUCGUGUAAAAAGCAAACCUGUACAAACAUCUCCCGGCUUUGGUUUUGUACCAUGGAAAAAUGUAUUUAACCAUACAGGGUUUUGGUAUGUUUAUAUCGUUUACCUUAGUGACGUAUCUGUUUCUUAAGUGGCUAACGUCGAAAACCGUCGACCGUUCGAAGGCAUCAGUAAUCUCUCCUCGGUGUGGAAUGUUAAAUCCCGCUUUUAUACUGUAUUUUGUACUACGACGUGAUCCUCUCCCCUCCCUCGCGGCCAGGCCGCUCUAACGCUCGGGCCGACGGUGGGCCGGGGGCCGCGCGCCUCGGACCCGCUCGGUCACGGAGGCCGGGCCGGCGUCGAGCGGAGAGCGGGGGCUCCGGGCCGCCGCCUCUCCCCCCCCGUCGCGGCCGGCCCCGCGGGCCCACGGUCCCGAGACCGGGAUCGAGCCGGACCGACGCCGGGAGGAGGAGAUCCGAAAGGAAGAUCGACUAGAAUCCCCCCCCGCGGAAGCCAAGCCGAUUUAGUAUGGCGUUGAGUUGUGAUGUAGUUUUACUUUCGUGUGCAUUUUGAAUUGCAGCUACAACUAGAUAGACUCGAAAUGAUACUUUAAGGGGAAAAAUAAACGCUGUAACCGACCUAAUAAAUAAAUAAAAAAAAAAAAAUCAGCACCAGGCCACUAUUCUGUCGACUAUGCGGAAGUUUAAGUUCGUGUUAAUUAGGGUCUGAUAGAAUAUUUCCUAUGUGCAUUAUAGUGGUACUCAUAUGCUGUGUCUUUCAACUUUGUUUUAAAAAAAGCUUAAGGCCCAAAUACAGACUUCUCUGGAAUAA